This is a messenger RNA of Echinostoma caproni, 1524 nucleotides long. NCBI's taxonomy places the organism in Eukaryota, Metazoa, Platyhelminthes, Trematoda, Plagiorchiida, Echinostomatidae. The record is from the annotation of a GenBank genome assembly.
GUAAACCACCUGCAACUGUUUGAUGCCCACAGUGAGGACAAAGACGUGCUUACAACCUGCACUGUGUUUAGGAAACAUAAAUAUAGCGUAAUUCAUAAACCGAAAGAAAUUCUCACGUUCACUAUGCCAAGGCACUCGUGUUGUCGGUCAAACAUAUAUCCAAACAAAGUGAACAUUACUCAGUUUAGCUCAAGCGAUGGACGCACAAUAAACCAGAAUACCGAAACUGCUUUUGAUUGGAACUAUACCAACUACAUCAUCACCGUCCACUUCGAUCACUUUGAAAGGGAAAACCUUUUUUCAUUUCUUAUUUCAUUUUUGAUGUACAGAAUGUUCCAACUCAAAUGCCACUUACCAAUUGAGAAAGAUUUGCACAUCCGAAUUAAGGAUUACGAUCUGCUCGGUACCGACGACAUUAUUGGUGAGACUUAUGUAGAUUUGGAAAAUCGUCGCCUGACGAAAUAUCGGGCUACAUGUGGUCUACCACAGACCUAUUGUGUUUCGGGACCGAAUCAGUGGCGUGACUCGAAAACCCCGUCGGAGAUUCUGGCAGAUGUUUGUGACUACUACAGUCUGCCACCACCGCAAUACGAAGAGACCGGUGCCUCGCACAACUUUGGACAGAAGAAUUUCGCUCUUGAUCAAUUCGAACGAGGCACGAUUCCGAAUCCACAUUUGGGACCGGCUAAGGAACGGUUAUCUCUGCACAUAUUGAAUCACCUACCGCUCGUGAAAGAACACGUGGAAACACGCAUGUUGUUCAGUCCGCUCCAGCCAAAUAUUGAACAGGGAAAAGUACAAAUGUGGAUCGAUCUAUUUCCCACAAAACUGGGCGAACCUGGUCCACCGGUCGAUGUAUCACCUCGUCAGCCAAACGAAUAUGAAUUGCGUGUGGUGGUUUGGAAUACGGAAGAUGUGAUAUUGCAGGAAACAUCUAUCACCGGUGAACAAAUGUCGGAUAUAUAUGUGAAGGGCUGGUUGGCCGGAGUUGACGAACGUCAGAUGACCGAUGUGCACUAUCGUUCGUUAGAUGGGGAGGGGAAUUUCAAUUGGCGAUUUGUUUUCCCCUUUUUCUAUUUGCCGGCCGAGAACACCUUGAUUGUGCGACGCAAAGAACACUUUUGGUCCUUGGACGCGACAGAGAUCCGUCUUCGACCCACUUUGAUCAUGCAAGUCUGGGACAAUGAUCUGUUCUCAGCAGAUGAUUUCUUGGGCACACUGGAACUGAAUCUGGCCAGUAUGCCGGCACCGGCAAAAACCGCUAGUAAAUGCACUUUAAAUAUGCUUCAGUCGAGUGAGAAAGGAGCAAAAACGAUCAACAUUUUUGACUCACGACGUGCACGUGGAUUUUGGCCUUUCAUGAACGAUGAGAACGGUGAACCGGAACUGACGAAUGACAUCGGAAUUUUGGGGAAAAUCGAGAUGGAACUGGAAUUACUGACAAAAGCGGAAGCAUCAGUCAGACCGGCCGGUCUGGCUAGGGAUGAGCCGAAUGAGAAUCCCCAUUUGGAACCACCAAAGUAA